This is a messenger RNA of Vitrella brassicaformis, 1885 nucleotides long. Lineage: Eukaryota; Vitrellaceae. The record is from the annotation of a GenBank genome assembly.
GUGGACCAAACAGCACAGGGAGGGGGAGCUGUGGGGCCGGCACGUGGCGCCCUGGAUCAAAAUGUUCCAGAAUGCACGACAGUGGUGCGAGAGAAAUGCGUAGCUGCUGGGUCGGUGGCUAGGUGGUUGCGUCAGUCGGGGAGCUGCUUGUCUCGUGUGUGCGUGAUGACUGGCUUGUCUUUUUCCCUCUGUCACUCUCCUCUGUGUGGUGUGAAUCAUAUUAUGCUGGCCGAUCGACCAAUGGGGUCAUUUUUUGAAUGUCGUGUGGCGUGAUCGUGUCCGUCGGUCCGUCCCGAGAGAGGGAGGGGUACCGGCGCGUAAGGCCCUCUAGCUAGAUCUCGCAGUGGCGGGAUCCGUAGGACACUUUUCGUGUGUGUUUAUGUGUGUGACAGUCAGUUAGGUGUGUCUCUGUCUGUCUGUCUGUCUGUCUGUGUGCAGCGACCGAUCGCCCACUGAAUACGCAGACGUACACACAAUCGCAAUCAAUCAGACUCCCCACUCCCACACUCACAAGCAAUUGCAAGCGACCCGAAGCAAGCAAUCGGGUGUGAGUCGAGAGAGAUGGUGAGCGGUGACGUGGAGAGCCAGACGCCCCUCAUCGGGCAGCGCGGCCAGCUGGUGACCAAGGACAUCGAAGUGGACAUUCGCAGAGACUUCAUCCUCAAGGUAGCUUACCCACGUGUCGAUAGAUGUCUCACAUCAGCUGACUGAGCGUGACUUGCUUUGUCCCUGUUGUUUGUGUCUCCGUGAUCAGGUCUAUGGGAUACUCGCCACGCAGAUCAUCCUCACCGUCCUCGUCGCGCUGCCCUUCGUACUCGUCGACGCCGUCCAGAGUCAGAUGAGACACACACAAAGACACACACACAGAGAGAGAGAGAGAGAGAGGGACACCGUCGUGUCUGACUCGUCUGUAUGUCUGUGUGUGUGUCUCGGUGCAUGCAGCGUUUGUGCGCGACAACUCGGGCCUGAUCGGCUUCGUGACCAUCCUGAGUGUGUUCGCCUUCCUCAUAACCUUUUCGCUGAAGCCUGAAUGGAUCAAAACGCACCCCUACGGACUAAUCGUGAGCCGCGGACAGCGAGACACACAACAAAGAGGGCCAUCCAUUUCAUCUCUCUGUGUCGGGUUGGCAGACGCUGUUUGGCUUCACCGUCGUGGAGGGCGUCUUCAUCGGAACGCUGUGUGUGUUCCUGACACCCUCGACCGUGCUGUUCACCGUGGGUGUGGGUGUGGUGAUCGUCGGAUCGCUGACGGCCUGGGCGGUCUUCGCCAAAGCCGACUUCACAGGUACACACACGGCGACACGUGACAGCCACACUCAACCACACACACGCAAUGUCUUGCAGGUUACGCGCCGUUCGUCUACGUGGCGGGGCUGGUGUUUUGUGUUGUUCCUCAUCGCCGGCCUCCUGUUGAUGCCAUUCCUGCCUGGCGUACGGACAACUCAGACAAGACACAGAGGACACACACAUGUGACUCGCUGCGUGUGUGUCUCUUUGUGUGGAUUGUGCAGGUGUCCGUGUUCAACAUGGUCAUCUCAGCGUUGUUGGUGCUGUUCUUCUCGGCCUACCUGGUCAUCGACACGCAGGCCAUAUUGGGCGGCCAACACAAGUAUCAGUUCACAGUGGACGACUACGUCUUCGCCGCACUGGUGAGCCCCACCCCCAACACGCGCAGUGACAUACACGGCAAUCAGUGUGUCGUGUUGGUCCUGUAGGCGAUUUACCUCGACAUCGUCAACAUCGUAUAAUUCUGAUCCAGCUGCUCUCUGCAUUCGGACAGCGCAAGUGAGAGCAAGGCCGACAGACAACAGGGGACAAGGGAAGGACAGCCACACAAGACUGACUGACUGCCUGACUGACGACGUGUAAGAGAGAUCAAUGGUUG